Drosophila persimilis is the source of this 3987-nucleotide messenger RNA. RefSeq names its product brain tumor protein (gene brat). Gene Ontology annotation, biological process: negative regulation of translation. The transcript is spliced from 3 exons. NCBI's taxonomy places the organism in Eukaryota, Metazoa, Arthropoda, Insecta, Diptera, Drosophilidae. The record is from RefSeq and is a predicted model, not a curated record. Gene Ontology annotation, molecular function: zinc ion binding; mRNA 3'-UTR binding; translation repressor activity. Bases 675 to 3863 code for a protein of 1062 amino acids.
UUAGUUUUCCGCAGAGCAGCAUAAUAUUUGUGCCAGCAGUGAGCCGGUCUUGUGAUUGUAUCUCUGUGUUUGUUUGAACGCGCAAAAAGUCUUAAGCAGCAGAAAAGGCGGCAAAAGAGAAGCAAAGAACUAAACCAAACCAGUACCGCUGUUGGCAAGGCGAAGCUGCAGCAAAAAAAAAAAAAACUGCAACGGCAAACAUAAUUAUUUUCGCAACGCGCUGAGCGUGUGUCGGUGUGCAGCUCAAAAACAUCGACACUCGGACGCACACCUUGGCGUUUUCGCGCCCAGUUUUGUCUUUUGGCACCGAAGACCAGCCGACGGGAAUAAACUGCAAUACAGCAGUUUGUGCGCGCACCGCCAUUAACGGACAGCACCCAAAAGUAUGCUACACAAAUCUGUUUCAGCGUGUCCCCGCAAACAAAAGCAAAAACAAAAACAAAAGCAACAGCCACACAACUACAACUACAAGCACAGCGACCAGAGAGCAAGCAAAUUAGUGAUUGCGGAGAGCAACAACUAGAAAGAAGAGCAACAAAACAACCACAAGCUGAGCAACGGAAGAACGAAAGCGGAGCCUAGAACAUAGAAAAUUCAACAAGACAUACAAAAACAAAACAGUAAAGCUGUUACUCCUAACGGUCAACGAAGCCAACGCAGGCAAUUACACAAAGAUGGCGUCCUCGCCGACACCAUCUCUGGACUCGAUGCGGGGCGGGGCGAACUCGAUUGAGUCGUACGAGCACGCCGGCUACCUAUCAGACUCCCCGCUCACCCUGAGCGGCUCAUCGCCACCGGCAAGCGACUCGGCGAUCUGCAGCGACGAGUACACCAGCGUCGGCAGCGGCAGUGUCGGCGUCAAGACGCGAUCGGACGUGACCGUCAUCAAUGGCCACCACCCCAUAUCGGCCUCCGUCUCGUCCAGCUCGUCGGCCAGCUCGUCCUCCUGCUCGUCGUCCUCAUCCUCGUCGAGCUCCUCGUCGUCGUCCUCAUCCAGCUCCUCGACCAGCGGCCUGAGCGGGUGCGGCAGCACUAGCAGCAGCGUAAUCAGCGCCACCAAUGUGUCCUCGAACGGACCCGGCGUCAUCGGCAGCAAUCUGCAAAGCUCCGCCAGCGGCAGCACCUCGGGCAUCAGUAGCCUGGUCGUGGGCGCGGGCAAAGGUACCUCCAGCAAUGGCAGUGCCUCCUCCAACACAUCCAACGGAAGCAGCAACGGGAACGGCAGCUCCCCGCCCCGCUGCACCGCCUGCAAGAGCAAGUGCAGCGACGCGGUGGCCAAGUGCUUCGAUUGCCAGAGCUACCUGUGCGCCAACUGCGUGACGGCCCACGAGUUCAUGCACUGCUUCAACGGACACAACGUGUGCCUCAUCAAGGGGUUUGACGCGACAGCCCUGCCCCUGGCGGUGAGCCCGCCCAGCAACAACCCGGCCUCCAACGACUUCAAGUACGCCAGCUCCCUGACUAUGAUGCUGCAGCAGCAGCAGCAACUCGACUCCCAGCAGCAGCAGCAGCAGCAACAGCAGCAACAACAGCAACAACAACAACAACAACAACAACAGCAACUUCUGCCCACACAGCCCAUGUCGCAGCUCUCCAAGAUCGUGCUUGCCGCCGCCGCCCAGGCCAGCUCCCAGGAGCAGCAGCAGCACCAGCACCAGCAACAGGAGAGCCUCUACAGCUCAGUGCACCAGCAGCGGCAGCUGUUUUGUCCGCGCCACAAGCAGGAGCUGCUCAAGUUCAGCUGUCGCACCUGCUGCAUCCUGGUGUGCAAGGAGUGCAUCGUUCUGGAGCACUCGACGGGCCUGCACGAGCUGGAGAACGUCCAGUCACCAGCCUUGGCCACGGCGGCCGCCACUGCGGCUUCCGCGGCGAACGAGACGGCCCUGCAGACCCUCCUGGCGGACAUGCGCGGCAAGAUCGGAGAGAUCGUGGGCAUAGCCGGCAAUUCCGACCAGAAUCUGACCAAGGUCAAGCUGCAGUACCAGAAGGCGCACAACGAGCUGAACGAGACGCACCAGUUUUUCGCAUCCAUGCUGGACGAGCGCAAGACGGAGCUGCUGAAGGAGCUCGAGUCCCUCUACUCGGCCAAGAUCAACAGCAACAACGCGUGGUUGCAGCGCUCCCGGGAUCUGAUCGACAAGGGCCUGGCCACGUGCGAAGCGGUGGAGCGCUCACCCGCUCCUCCCUCCGCCUUGUUGGCGGAGGCCCUUCUGCUGCGCAAGUCUCUGGAGCAGCAGCUGCAGACCGCCAUCCAAGACAUGCAGCUGCCCUUCGAAAUGGAGUUCAUGUCCAACUACCAGUCGAUACAGGCCGGCGUGCGCAACACCUUUGGCUAUAUCCGGGCCAGCAGCUCUGACGGUGGCCAUGGCGCCCUCAGCCAGGCCAGCAGCGCUCACGGCAAGCAGCCGCCCAUCGCUCGGCCCACGCAGAGCGCCAGCAACAGCAGCGCCAGCAGCGCCGGGAGCCACAGCCACAGCCACCACCAUUCAGGCGGGCAGUCGCAGUCGGGCUCCCAGCACCAUCACCACCAUCAGCAGCUGCACCAGGCGCAACAGCACCAGCUGCAGACCCAGUCGACGCUCCACGGCCUCGGCUUGGGUCUGAGCGGAGGCCUGCUCGAGAGCAGCUCCGUCGGAGGGGGGGCGUACACGAAUGGCAGCAGCCUGCUGCUGAGUGGUCGGGAGCGCAGCACCCUGGCCGUGGAGCAGCACUUCGGCGAGCUCCUGCCCAAGAGGGGCGGCUACAGCGGCAGUGGAUCCGGAUCGGGAGCCGGCACCGUGGCCCACUACAAUCCAUACGAGAAGUGGAGCAACGGGGGCAGCGACAACCUCUUCUCAUCGGUGGGGGCCGCCAGCGGCGGCAGCUCUGCCGUCGUGGACGCAUUUGCCAGCCAGCUGUCCAGUCUGUCGUCUGGUAACGGGGCUGGGGGCGUGGUGGGGGGCGGCAGCUCCGUGAGCUCAGAGUCCCUGCUGGACCUGACCAACAAGCUGCUCUCAGCCACCAUCUACCCGCCCAAGUCGCAGAUCAAGCGCCAGAAGAUGAUCUACCACUGCAAGUUCGGGGAGUUUGGCGUGAUGGAGGGCCAGUUCACGGAGCCGAGCGGCGUGGCGGUGAACGCGCAGAACGACAUCAUUGUGGCGGACACGAACAACCACCGCAUCCAGAUCUUCGACAAGGAGGGCCGCUUCAAGUUCCAGUUCGGGGAGUGCGGCAAGCGGGACUCGCAGCUGCUCUACCCCAACCGCGUGGCCGUCGUCCGCAACUCGGGCGACAUCAUCGUGACGGAGCGGUCGCCGACGCACCAGAUCCAGAUCUACAACCAGUACGGACAGUUCGUGCGCAAGUUCGGGGCUACAAUCCUGCAACAUCCGCGCGGCGUUACGGUGGACAACAAGGGGCGGAUCAUCGUGGUGGAGUGCAAGGUGAUGCGCGUGAUCAUCUUCGAUCAGAACGGCAACGUGUUGCACAAGUUCGGGUGCUCCAAGCACCUGGAGUUCCCCAACGGCGUCGUCGUGAACGACAAACAGGAGAUCUUCAUCAGCGACAACCGGGCGCACUGCGUCAAGGUGUUCAACUACGAGGGCCAGUACCUUCGCCAGAUCGGCGGCGAAGGCAUCACCAACUACCCCAUCGGCGUGGGCAUCAACUCGAACGGCGAGAUCCUCAUCGCGGACAACCACAACAACUUCAACCUGACCAUCUUCACGCAGGACGGGCAGCUAAUAUCGGCCCUCGAGUCGAAGGUGAAGCACGCCCAGUGCUUCGACGUGGCGCUCAUGGACGAUGGCAGCGUGGUGCUGGCCAGCAAGGACUACCGCCUCUACAUCUACCGCUACGUGCAGCUGGCGCCCGUGGGUAUGUAAACACGCUCGACAUCCACACCCACAACCACAACCAGAACCGCAACCGCAUCCGCAUCCACGUGCGGAAGGACCUGUGCCUGUGCGUCUCUCACUCACUCUCUCAGUAGUUUGACUUGCGCGGUCA